Amoebophrya sp. A120 is the source of this 1095-nucleotide messenger RNA. The record is from the annotation of a GenBank genome assembly. NCBI's taxonomy places the organism in Eukaryota, Dinophyceae, Syndiniales, Amoebophryaceae.
AUGUUGGCCCCCGUGCUAAAUCUAAAACAUCCAGAAUUCCGAAAGCAACCCGCGCUUGAUGUUAAGGAGGAGUUUUUGCUAUAUUUAGUGAAAUAUGCAAAAAAUAUCCCAACCCAUAUUUCUACGAAAUGCGCAGGCACGAUACUGGUUAGAAUACAAGUGCCGCGCUAUUGUAUCUUCGCUUUGCUUUCUCUGUUUCCUCACUCUUGUCCCUUCUCAGGCCCCGGCCGCUCGCUGCGCGGCGGACCGGAUAAAUUUUUGCUCUUGGGGUUUCAUCAUGUUGAACUGAAAAUACAGGCCAGCUACUGGUCGGCUAUUGCUGGAAGUUUCAUAUUUUCAGCGAUAGCAGACCAGUAACUGACCUGUAUGCUCAGUUGCUUGCAAGCGUUGUCCUUUUCGUGUGGUUUGCAAGUAAAUUUGUGGAACCGCUGACAAAGUAGGGACGCCCCUCCUGGCCGUGUAGUGCAAUAAGUGAUCGCCAUGCAGUGGUCGCGAUAGAAGUGGGCUACCGCUCUCGUUACUGGUGCACUAGUACACGGGCACGGCAGUGCUGCGCGUCGGCUACUUUGCUCGCCUACCGUAAUUACAGGUCGAGAUAUUUUCUGCAUAUGAUUUUAAAUAUAGCAAGAACUCAUCUUUAAUGAUGCUUUUUGCUAGUAGUAGGAGAUGCAGCCGCAAGAAGACGAGGAAGAGGAAGAGCACCGGUAGACAUUUUAUGUAGCGCUUUCUGAUGAAGACCUAGGAAUAGGCUACAAGCAUCUUCAAAAUUAUGCGUGUUUCUAGGUAUGCAUAUUCUUGAUUGCUUGUUCUAGGCUGAUGUGAAUACAAUAAUGUCUUUCCACAAAUGUACCCAACGUUGUGAUGAAUGUUUCGUCUCCAGUUUGAGUUUGCAAGCAGGCAAGAAUGGCCAUGAAUAAUAAAUUCACCUUGGUUCCCGACCUCGAGGACCUUGCAUCAAUGGCCGCUCCUGACGAGCUAUUGAUCUUUCACGAAGAGGAAACACUGAUGCACUUACGGUUCCUUGGAAUCAAAAAUCAAAGUAAGGAUUAUAGAAGCGCCAGCCAUCGAAAGAUUGAUAAGAUUCUCGAACUGAAC